AAGUCAAAUUCUUGCGCGGUCUCUUCAAUUACGCUGUAACCUUUGAUUGUCGGUCUCUUUCAUUGUCAUUGCCAGCGACACAAGAGCACGUAAAAAUCAAUGGAUGAUUUAACCCCGUUGACCAACUUUCAACAGUUUUAAGUUCAAAGUAAUUUUAAUUUUUCUAAACUGCCAACGAAAUCAACACCACUGCCCCGUAUCUCAAUAAUUCAUAUACAACGAAUUUUAUUUUCUUGCCGAUUCCACGAAGCGCACGCCGAAGAAAAUGACGGAACGUCAACCUUUGCUGCUACAAAGUGAUGCUUCGGACUAUGAGGGUAAUCGCAGCUUAGCGCGGCCACCUGUGCGUAGCUCCCCGCCGGAUAGCACGCUGGUCAAUGUGCAGAGCGAAGACAGCAUCGCAGUGCACGCCGCCGGCGCUGGAGAUGAUGAUGAGCAGAGCAGUCAAGCCGGCGAUAACAUUGCUAAAUAUAAUCCCACACAGCAUCGCACAGUGGAGCAUCCCACUUCGAAUUUUGAUACAAUGGUACAUCUGCUCAAAGGCAACAUUGGCACUGGAAUUUUGGCCAUGCCGGAUGCCUUCAAGAACGCUGGCCUAUAUGUGGGCCUGUUUGGCACACUGAUCAUGGGGGCCAUUUGCACUCACUGCAUGCAUAUGCUGGUUAAUUGCUCACACGAGCUAUGCCAACGAUUGCAGCAGCCGUCGCUGGACUUUCAGAACGUGGCCUUUUGCAGCUUUGAGACGGGUCCGUUGGCGCUGCGGCGUUACUCGCAUUUGGCCAAACGCGUAAUCAGCACAUUUCUGUUCAUAACACAGAUUGGUUUCUGUUGCGUUUACUUCUUAUUUGUGGCCUUAAAUAUUAAGAAUGUGAUGGAUCACUACUUCUUUCUGGAUGUGCGCAUCUAUUUGCUUUUAUUGCUGCUACCCAUGGUGCUGUUGAAUCUGGUGCGCAAUCUGAAGUACUUGACGCCUGUGUCGCUGGUGGCUUCGGUGCUAACUGUUGCUGGCCUCGCUAUAAGUUUCUCCUAUAUGCUGCACGACUUGCCCGAUGUGAAUACAGUGAAACCCGUGGCCACCUGGUCCACCUUGCCGCUUUAUUUCGGCACUGCAAUUUAUGCUUUUGAAGGCAUAGGCGUAGUGUUGCCGCUGGAGAACAAUAUGCGCACACCGGAGGACUUUGGAGGCAGAACUGGAGUACUCAAUACGGGCAUGGUUAUUGUGGCUUGCCUUUACACUUCGGUGGGUUUCUUUGGCUAUUUGAAGUAUGGCGAAGAUGUCAAGGGAAGCAUAACUUUGAAUUUGCCACAAGGCGAUAUCUUAUCACAACUGGUGCGCAUUAGCAUGGCUGUUGCUAUUUUUCUGUCGUAUACGCUGCAGUUUUAUGUGCCAGUUAAUAUGGUGGAGCCCUUUGUGCGCAGUCAAUUUGAUACAACACGCGCCAAGGAUCUAGCUGGCACUAUACUACGCACUGUGCUUGUCACAUUUACCUUUAUACUUGCUGCUGUCAUACCAAAUUUGGGCUCGAUUAUUUCGCUUGUGGGCGCUGUUAGCAGCUCGGCUUUGGCCCUCAUUGCGCCACCCAUAAUUGAAAUAAUCACCAUGUACAAUGUAGGCUAUGGACGCUAUAACUGGAUACUCUGGAAGGAUAUUGCCAUUUUUCUGUUCGGCAUAGCUGGUUUUGUCUUUGGCACUUGGGCUAGCUUGGCACAAAUUUUAAAUCCCAAUGUCGACUAAGUAACCACAUUCUCCAAUAAUUUUAAAACACUGUGUGCGAAUUUACGACGAAGGCUUUAUGUAGUUAUUACUACAAUCUUAUGCUAAGUUUUAUAUUUGUUUAGUUAUUUGCUGCGCGCUUGAAUUUAUCUUUUGCCCUACAGUUGCGUUUAUUCAUUUUUUAGCCGUACCAGUUAAUUAGCAUUUUAGUUGCAACUAUGUAUAUGAUUUGUUUAAGAUUUAUGUUUUACAAAUGUUAAACAAAAUGUGUUAUUCUGUUAUUGUAGACUAAGCUAUACAUACAUUUUAAAUAUUAUAAUCGAUAAUCGCACAAUGCCAAAAACGUGAUUUCGUAUAGUAUUCCUAAACAUUGUAUUGUUUGUUUAGUAUUUACUGUAAGGAUUAGAACUAAGGUCAGAGCAUUCCAGUGUUAUUGACCAUUUUCUCUUUAACAUACAUUUACUAAAGUAAAAGACAUUAACUAUUCGUAGUCUGUUUGCUUAUUUGUAUGUUUUAGUUCAUAUAGA
Drosophila busckii is the source of this 2241-nucleotide messenger RNA. RefSeq names its product proton-coupled amino acid transporter-like protein CG1139. The coding region runs from base 266 to 1735 and encodes 489 amino acids. Gene Ontology annotation, cellular component: vacuolar membrane. Lineage: Eukaryota; Metazoa; Arthropoda; Insecta; Diptera; Drosophilidae. The record is from RefSeq and is a predicted model, not a curated record. Gene Ontology annotation, biological process: amino acid transmembrane transport. The transcript has 6 exons. Gene Ontology annotation, molecular function: amino acid transmembrane transporter activity.